AUGUCGGAACCCCAGCCCAUCACUCAACCUACACAGACGACGCCCUUGUUGGCCUCAUCCUACGCCCAGGAAGUCAACCCCUUCCAACGGGAAAUCAGACGGAGAUCCUCCGUUUCCAGCGCCAACAGAUACCGACCUCCUCGAGGAGCCAUUGGCUGGUGGCAAAAGUCGGUCAUUGUGGUGAUUGCCGCAGUUCUCUUCAUUCUGCUCAUGAUCUCCUUACUUACCCUGGCUACAGACCACGGGCGGGACUGGCGAUGGAAGGACUAUCCCGGCCAUGAACACGAGCCAGGUCAUAACCACACCACCGUUUAG
Molecule: messenger RNA, 315 nt
Organism: Yarrowia lipolytica CLIB122
Lineage: Eukaryota; Fungi; Ascomycota; Dipodascomycetes; Dipodascales
Source: RefSeq, a predicted model, not a curated record